UUCUGCUCUAUUUGUGCACAUUUAAAUUUCUGACCGUGUGACUAGACUGUCCCAGGAUGCCUUCUUUUACAAACGGUGGGAAUGCCGAAUCGGAUACAUUUUUGUUCACUUCCGAGUCUGUUGGUGAAGGACAUCCAGACAAAGUUUGUGAUCAAAUAAGUGAUGCCAUACUUGAUGAGUUUCUGCGCCAGGAUCCUGAGGCUAAAGUAGCAUGUGAAUCCUUCGUAAAAAGUGGACUUAUUCUUGUUGGGGGCGAAAUCUCGUCGAACGCUGUAGUUGACAUACAGAAAACUGUUCGCGAUGUUGUGAAGCAUAUCGGUUACGAUGAUACUCACAAGGGUUUAGAUUAUAAGAAUUGCAAUGUCUUAACAGUAAUUGAGCAACAAAGUGCAGAUAUCGCGAAGGGUGUACAUGAAGGAAGAAAAAUUGAAGAUAUUGGUGCUGGAGACCAGGGAUUAAUGUUUGGUUAUGCAACUGACGAAACUGAAGAAUGUAUGCCCUUAACAGUUACCCUAUCACACUCUUUAAAUAAACGCAUAGCCACAUGUAGGCGUAAUGGUAUUUUGCCGUGGGCGGGUCCUGAUUCAAAGACUCAAGUGACCGUAGAGUAUUUAAAUGAUCAUGGAGCUUGUCGACCUUUACGAGUACAUACAGUGGUCAUUUCUACACAACAUGAUGAACAUGUAACUCUAGAAAAAGUUCGAGCUGAUUUAAUGGAAUAUGUUAUUAAUGAAGUAAUCCCUACAAAUCUCUUAGAUGAAAAAACUAAAUAUCAUUUAAAUCCAGCUGGAAGAUUUGUAAUUGGUGGUCCUCAAAGUGAUGCUGGUUUAACUGGCAGGAAAAUCAUUGUAGACACAUAUGGAGGCUGGGGUGCACACGGAGGUGGGGCAUUUUCUGGGAAAGAUUAUUCCAAAGUUGAUCGGUCCGCAGCUUAUGCAGCACGUUGGGUGGCUAAAUCCCUUGUAAAAUCUGGCCUUUGUCGCCGUGUCCUAGUCCAACUCUCGUACGCUAUCGGGAUUGCAGAACCAUUGGCUAUUAAUGUAAACAGUUAUGGAACUGGAAAGAUUAGCGAUAAGAAAUUAUUGGAUAUUAUUGUGAAUAAUUUCGAUCUACGUCCUGGAGUAAUAGUCAAAGACUUAGAUCUCCGAACACCUCGUUAUUUACAAACUGCUGUUUAUGGCCACUUUGGUCGACCGGAAUUCCCAUGGGAACAAUGUAAAAAGUUAACAUUCUAACCUGUGAAAGAUCAAGGCAUCCGUUUUUUGUUGAAAAUCCAAUCAUGAAUAUAUUUAUAUAUAUAAUAAAUUGGAGACACAAAUUCUGUUUGUUUACUACUUUACUUAAUUUUGCAUUUGCUAGUCACAUCCUUUUCAAUCACCUAUUACUACUCCUCCACUCCACUCCACUCUUCUACUCUCUAAAGUGUUCUCUCAUAUUUAUAUAUCGCAUCAUGGAACUGAAUCGUUCAUUAGUGUAUUUAAAAUAAUCAUUGUCAUUCCUUGGUUAUGUUUUACGAUUUUUUUAAAGAAAAAAUUAAAAUUGUA
This is a messenger RNA of Schistosoma intercalatum, 1544 nucleotides long. The record is from the annotation of a GenBank genome assembly. Lineage: Eukaryota; Metazoa; Platyhelminthes; Trematoda; Strigeidida; Schistosomatidae.